CUUCAUGAACCGCGGAGCAGCCAUCUCGGGAAGGAGACAAUGGGGAGUCAUCACGCCAAAGAGAAAAGCCACCAUGGUUCUGAUGUGGAUCGAGAUGCCAAAAAGCUGUACAAAGCCUGCAAAGGAAUGGGAACCGAUGAAGCAGCCAUCAUUGAGGUCUUAUCCGGCAGGACAUCGGCUGAGAGGCAACGAAUAAAGCAGAAAUACAAGUCAAAGUAUGGCAAGGACUUGGAGGAAGUGCUCAAGAGUGAGCUCAGUGGAAACUUCGAGAAGACAGCCUUGGCCCUUCUAGACCUCCCCAGCGAGUAUGCCGCCAGGCAGCUGAAGAAGGCUAUGAAGGGCAUGGGCACAGAGGAGGCCAUUCUCAUCGAGGUUCUGUGCACGGGAAGCAAUAAGGAAAUCAGUGCCAUCAAAGAGGCCUACCAAAGGCUUUUUGGCAAGAGCCUUGAGUCUGACAUCAAAGAUGAUACAAGUGGAAACCUAAGAAAGAUCCUGGUGUCCCUACUACAGGCCAAUCGCGAUGAAGGAGACGGUGUGGACAAGGAGCUGGCUGGUCAGGACGCCAAAGAUCUGUAUGAUGCGGGAGAGGGUCGCUGGGGCACAGACGAGCUUGCCUUCAAUGAAGUCUUGGCCAAGAGGAGCUACAAGCAGCUACAAGCCACCUUUCAAGCCUAUGAAAUUCUCAUCGGCAAAGACCUGGAAGAAACCAUCAAAGAAGAGACGUCGGGAGACUUGCAGAAGGCGUACUUGACUCUCGUGAGAUGCGCCAAGGACCGUGAGGGCUAUUUCGCUGACCGUCUGUACAAGUCCAUGAAGGGUGUGGGGACCGACGAGGAGACCUUAAUCCGCAUCAUUGUGACUAGGGCCGAGGUGGACCUGCAGGGGAUAAAGGCCAAGUUCCAGGAGAAGCAUCAGAAGUCUCUCUCGGACAUGGUUCGCUCUGACACCUCUGGGGACUUCCAGAAACUGCUGCUGGCUCUCUUGCACUGAACCAAGCCUGAUCAAUCGGAACAUGGGGAGAAAGCACCUUUGUCAAAAUUUAUCAGCAGGGGGCUAGGGAGAUGGAUCGAUGGUUAAAGACCCCUGCUUGCAAAGCCUUCCAGCCCAGGUUUGAUUCCCCAAUACAAAGCCAGAUGCACACAGUGGUGCAUGUGUCUGGAGUUCAGUUGUGGUGGCAAGAGACCCUGGUAUACUCAUACUGUCUCUGUCACAGAAAUAAGUAAAUAUAUGUUAAGAAGAUUCAUCAACAUACCAAAUCAGACUUUCAGUGGGACUCUGGCAUAAAAACCCUUCAGGUCUUGAUUUAUUUUCUCAGCAGUUUAAGCGAUGCAACAAGGCCAAGAUGUGGAGGUUAAGGGUAGGUCACCUUGAACACUGACUUGGCAAGAAUCUAGCUUGCUUCCUAAAUACAAAUGAAAUCAGUUGCAAAAGGUAACGACUUGUAAUAAAAUGUUGAGAAAUAUACGUAGAGUGUGUGUAUGUGUGCGUGCUUGCAUGCAUUCCAGGAGGGAAAAAAAAAACUGAAUGGCUAAGGAACAGGGGAGAUAAAAUUAAUCAAUUUAGGGCUAGAGAGAUGGCUUAGCGGUUAAGCACUUGCCUGUGAAGCCUAAGGACCCCGGUUCGAGGCUCGGUUCUCCAGGUCCCAUGUUAGCCAGAUGCACAAGGGGGCGCACGCG
This is a messenger RNA of Jaculus jaculus (lesser Egyptian jerboa), 1676 nucleotides long. RefSeq names its product annexin A13 (gene Anxa13). The coding region runs from base 40 to 990 and encodes 316 amino acids. The transcript is spliced from 11 exons. Lineage: Eukaryota; Metazoa; Chordata; Mammalia; Rodentia; Dipodidae. The record is from RefSeq and is a predicted model, not a curated record. Gene Ontology annotation, cellular component: cytoplasm. Gene Ontology annotation, molecular function: calcium ion binding; calcium-dependent phospholipid binding.